UCUGUGAUCACUCGUGUCCAAAAUAUUAAAUGCCACACAAGAAACUCGGAAUAAAAUGUUCAGUUGCGUUUUGCAACAACAGAAGACAAAGCCAUGAGCAAAAUUUAAGUUUUUUCUCGUAUCCCAAUGACGUCGAUCGCCGAGCAGUUUGGAUGGCAAAUUGUGGAACACAACAUCUGGCUGACAAUCUAUCCAUGGUCAGAAGUUACAGAGUAUGUGGUUCACAUUUUGAGGACAGAAUGUUUUUAAAUACCUCGACAAGAUGCAAACUGACGCAAAAUGCUGUCCCAACCAUAUUCAAAUAUGUAACACUUGAGAAGCAAGAAAAUGGACAAAUUAAUUGGUCAAUGGUACCAUGCAAUAAUCCGCCGGUACAAUCAUUUUUAACUGAUCAUAAUUAUCAUAGAGAUAUUAGUACGAUGUUUGCCAAACCUAUAUAUUCAACCAACAUUGAAUAAUUAAAAAAAAUGUAUAAUCAUCAUUUGUUUAAAGUAUUUGCACAUACAAUAUAGAAUUAUA
Diuraphis noxia (Russian wheat aphid) is the source of this 519-nucleotide messenger RNA. Its product is annotated as 52 kDa repressor of the inhibitor of the protein kinase-like. Lineage: Eukaryota; Metazoa; Arthropoda; Insecta; Hemiptera; Aphididae. The record is from RefSeq and is a predicted model, not a curated record. Gene Ontology annotation, molecular function: sequence-specific DNA binding.